Tetranychus urticae (two-spotted spider mite) is the source of this 2818-nucleotide messenger RNA. RefSeq lists its product as uncharacterized. The record is from RefSeq and is a predicted model, not a curated record. Gene Ontology annotation, cellular component: plasma membrane. Gene Ontology annotation, molecular function: GTPase activity; calcium channel regulator activity; GTP binding. Lineage: Eukaryota; Metazoa; Arthropoda; Arachnida; Trombidiformes; Tetranychidae.
CCAUGAACAUCAUGCGCAAACAAUGUUGCCCAAGAGGCUCACAUUUUCCUCUUCAUCAUUCAGUUCUUGUUUUGUUUACCAACCGUUAACUUGUUCAGUUUCAAGAAGUUUUUUUUUCUUCUCCUCAUUACUUUGCCUUUAAAUUUGCAAUUCAACCUUUUUUUUAUUCCAAUCAAGUAAAAGCGUUUAAAAAUCUUGACUCGAAAGUUUCAGCAAACUCAUCACUUUGAAUAUCGAAAAGUUUGCAAAAAUAUUUUUCUACAAAUUUCAUGAAAAACUCAUUUUCUUUUUUCACCAACAAUUUACUCUUUUCUCGACUUUUGGACAAGUGAAAACAACAUGAAUCGUUCCAAUCAAAUUCUGAGUCCAGUAAAUGAACCAGGUUAUCGUUAUCCAACUCGACAUCGGAAUAGUUCACCUUCAGUUAAACCUCGUCAAUAUUUUCCUCGACGUUCAUGUGAUGGUCAUUUUGCCUUUCUAACUGCAUCCACUUCAGCAACCUCGACAUAUCCAAUUGUGGAUAACAAACCUGGCCUAACCAACACUUGCAAUGGUUCAAAUAGCAACCUAGAUUUCAUCACUUCCAUGGAUAACAGAACAGACAGUCCAACCUCUAGUUCCAAUAGUACUUCAUCAAUUAGUCCAAUUAGUCAAUCGAUCAUGUUAAAUGUCCACUCAUACCAUACACCUCAACCUCCAAUGCAUCAACAAAAUCAGUAUCAAUAUUCAUCCAAGGAUAAUCGCCAUUAUCAACUGAAAAACCAACAACCAAAUCAACAUCGUUCAUCGAUCGGCACACCUCAAGUCCAACGAACGCAACACUAUUUUCGUCCUCGUGUCAAUACACUGCCUGAUGCCUUGAAUGGUAUUGUGUUGAAUGUUCAAGAGCCAGACAGGCGAACACGAUCACGAAGUCAAAGUUACACCCCACCAACUGGCAACCAUUACAACAACAUGACUAAUGGUACUGUCAAUGGUGGUGGACGACGGUCACGGCGUAAAAGUCAGGAAAGGCUGUCUUAUAGUGAUGCCGAUAGUUGGACCAAUUAUCGUAAAACUUCAAUUGAUCCGAGAAAAUUUUCCAUCUCGGAAGUUAAUGACGACUGUUUACCUGAACGUGAUGCCAAAACAUAUCGAGUUUUGGUUCUUGGAGCAGACAAGGUGGGCAAGACAACCUUGUUACAUCAGUUGAUUCGCCAAGAAGAAAUGGAAAAGUUAAGUCGAAGGGAAAGAUCAAUUAAAAUGUUGAUCCCAAUUGAUAAUGUUGACAUUUCCAUCAUUUUUGAUAAUCAACCAUUCAAUGAUGACUUGCUGGAUGAUCGUAUUCACCAUGAAAAGAUUUUUUAUGAUUCAGUGAUUGUCAUCUAUUCAAUAACUGAUCGUCGUAGCUUUGAGAUUGCAGCUCAACUAUUGACUAUGGCCAUCUUUGAUUAUAAAAGAUUGAAUCCAGAUUUAAAGGUUUGUCUGAUUGGCAACAAAUCUGACCUUGUCCGAGCUCGAACCGUUGAUCCAAGUGAAGGCAAAUCCCUGGCUAAUCGGUUUGAGGUUGACUUUCACGAGGCUUCAAUUGAACUGGAAGACAAUUUGGAUCACAUUUUAUCCUGGAUUUCAAAUAAUGUACGAACUCGGUUUGGCUUUAUGCCAAUCAAUGAUUCAAAUCAUGGUAAAUUCCGUCGAGCUCUUAGCUUUGUGAAACGAGUCCUUCGUAAGCCUGAUUUAAAGCAUCGAUCAUGUGAUUCUAUUAAUGCCAUUUGAAAAGGGCGCUGAAAAGUGUUUUUCUUGUUCCUCAUUUUUUCAUUUAAUUUAUUAUUGACUUUGAAACCUUUUCUUAUUACCAAUUUACCUUUCUUAAUAUCAAUGCUAACUCUACAUCAUCUGACAGUUAACCAAAUUAUUAACCACUUUUAAACUCAUCUAACAUCAUCUACUUGGUUAGUUAAGUUUCAUGAAAACAGCUUUGCUUUGGUGCAUUUAUUUACUUCAAUCUUACCAUUUGAUAGUCAGCUUGAUCAAGUCCAAACAUCAAGCGAAACCUAACAAAGAAAGCUAAUAAAGCUUGUUUAUUUUUAAUUUACUUCUCAAUGCUAUCUAUUUAUUGAUUGGACAUUUGAAUCAAGGAAACCUACAAAACAACGGAAUUAACAUUUUAAUAGUCAUUUAAUGAGCCGAUAUUCAUUAAGUCAUCCAUUUGAUUGUGAUGGAAACUACUGAGUGUCCAGAUGAAGUAUCCUUACAUUGAGAGGCUUUGAUUACUCAGGAAAUGCUAGCAAAUUUAUUUUUAUACCCAAUCACAGAGAUAAUGUCAAGGUUGGCUUAAAAUACUUUUGAAAAUUUCAACUCUUCAGACCAGUUUCAAGAAAUACAAUUCAGUUUAAAAAGUUGAGGGAUCGAUGGAAUGAAUUUCAAGAUUCAUUUCUUUCCAAGGCAAGAAUAACUCAACUUGUUUCUCAGCAAUGGCAACAAAAAACACUCUGAUGACAUUAAAUGGAAAAUUUUUUCGUAACAUUCCAUUUUGGGAUUUUGUUGCGUUGCUUGGAACUGGUCUGAAGAGUUAAAAUUUUCAGUAUUUUAAACAAACCUUGACAUUAUCUCUGUAUUUGGUAUAAAAAGUAACUUACUGGGUUACUGGUAACCAUUACUGGGUAAUUAAAAGCUCAAUAUAAGGAUAUUUCCUCUGGACGUUAAAACAAUACCCAUGUUGUAAUAAACUUCAACUGAAUGGAAGUGUAAUUUGAUUGUAUCAAGUUAACUUCACCUGUAUCAAUUAAUCUUAUUUCUUAUUCCAGUUUAAUAAAAAGAACGCUUUUUUCAUCUUUAA